UUUGCUUAUUCGUAUAAACAGUGGGUGACCGGGUCGGCAGCGCGUAAUUCCACUCGUCUCACAAUAAAUAUAAAAAUUCCAAUUUAAACGUGUUUAUACUCAUAAUAUCGUUAUUCAUAAAAUGUCGGAUAUCAAGGCUGAUAGUAAGAACGACAAUAACGUCGAUGAUAUACCCAAGGAUCAGGCGACGGAGGUAAAGCCAAUGCCAGCGAGGAAUAAGCGAGCGGCUUCAAAACGUUUGUCAACGUUGGAGAGAACAGCUCAAGAGGGCGAGGCAAUUAUGAAGGGUAUGGACAAAUCUGUGGUUGAAGUUGAGGGAAGAAGACGUACCCGCAGUUCAGCGCGGGGUUUGACCUCGACAACUCCAGCUCCUUCGCCUCCGAAAAAGGAGAAACGUGAAACAGUAUCAAAAGCAACAACUGGUACUGGUCGUGGUCGUGGACGUCCCAAACGACAAGACAAGAACAAUGACAACAACACAGAUGAGGAAGCGGCAAACAACAAAAAUGAGAAGCACGAAGAUGAAUCACCGAAAAUGGAAGUUGACGAUGUAAAGGAGGACAACGACAAGGAUGACGAUAAGAAUGACGAUGGUGACAAGGAGCAGGUGGAUUCGAAAACACCUGAGACAAAUUCCAAGGAUGAAAAAUCAACGGAAGAGUCGGAAAAUUCAGCGGAAGAAUCAAAAAGUGGGAUUGAUGAUAAGAAGAAGGAGGAUAUCAAGGAUAGUUCAGACUCGAGUCAAGACGCAACUGAUGCCACUGGUAAAAGCGAGACUGCAACGGAGUCACAAAAUCCCUCCAAUCCAACUACUGAUGAGAAAAAGGAAUAACCUUCCUCGCGUUAAUUAUUUCUACCAAUAAUCUAACCGUCAGGUACCAGGGCGGCGCACACAUCAGGACACUAAAAAUCACGUCCUAACAUCUUUUUAAUUUUUAACAAAAAAAAAAUUGAAAACACUCGACUCAUUUUCUGAUUACCUCCAUCAUCGAGCAAUCAGUGCACCUGAGGAUUCCACAUUGUCACAAUGUAUUCAUCACCAUUGGAAUCAACUAAAAUCAGGGAAAUUCAUUGCCUGGGAAAUGACACUCGUAGAACAAGAGUUUUUGUUUCAUUUAAAAACAAAUUUUAUCUUCGAAUUUUAUUUGUUAAUUUUUCUUUCUACUGAAAAAAUUAUCUAUCAGUAAUUAUAAAUAAUAUAGCGCUGCGCUGAUUGCUACGACAGCAAAGUGAGCACUGAGGUGUUGAGCAUAUGUUGUUCAUGUACAAUGAUAAUAUUCUUGUAAAAUAUAUUUAAUAUGGACUCGUAGACGAAUUGCGACAAAAUUAUUAAAUGCGAAUUCCGGGGGAUUUCUGCGGGAUUUUUGAAUUUAUCUAUGAAAUAUUUUUUAUUGCACAUUUACUGUGAAAAUUCGCAGCAAAACUGCGGAAUUUCCCAAUGGAAUUCGCCAAACAUCGGCGGAAUUUCUUAACUUACUGGACUUUUAAAUGAAAUUCUUCCGUGCAUGAAAAUAUUUAUGCAAAAAAUUGACAUCCAUAAAAUUUAUUAUAUCAGCACACUUUAGAGUACUAGCUACACGUAGCCAAAUUAAAAUAACGAAAUUAGCGAAGCAAUAGAGACAAUUGAGAGGAAUGAAUUUUAUUUUAUAUUUUUAGUGGUACCAUAUUAAAUAUGUUAAUAUUAUUGUGUAUUUGGACGGUUGUGAGUGUACAGAUAGAUUAUAUCGAUGGAUUAUUUCAUAGUAUCCACACUUGAUGAAACACUAACCGUGGGAUUCAUUAAAUUUAACCGUUAAUUGUAAAAUUGGAAACGUCUGGUGGAGGGAGGUGAAUUCUAAAUAAAUUGUUUCCGAAUUUAAUUUUUAUUUUCAGUAAAAAAUUGCAGUUUAUGCAAAAAAGUCUAUAUUUUUACAAAACUGACAUAUGAGUCAAAGGAAAUGAGACUUCUUUUAAUGAAAAGAGAAUUUAUUUUUUUUAUAAAUUUUAUUUUAUAGCGAUCUAAGCCUUGUUGGUUUGUCAAAAGUUUUUCUAUCAAAAAAAUAUCGUUAAUUUGUCUUUUGAGUUUCAUCCACGAAAAUAUUUCCAAAACUGGGCUUUCAUGGACAUAAUUUUUUAAUUGAUAACAGAAUAAUAAUUUUUGGAAUCGCUUCUCUCCGGCCUCUGUCCACUCAAACAAUUUGUAACAUCCACUGAAGCUCCAUCACGAAAAUAAAUUGCAUUUCCGUAUUUUCCUAAAGGCCUCUGAGGUACCAACAGCCUGUUGUUGCCUCCCUAAUUAACUCGAUCAUGAAAUUGAUCUCUCCAUUAACUGUACGAGGAGUGCAAUAAAAUGGGAUCUCGUGCAUCAACAACUGCUGUUCUUUCUUUCACACUUCUGACUAAUUUAAUGGCAAUCGAAAGAUGAAAAGAAAUUACAAACAUAAUUAUUUUGUAUUCGCUUGUUCGAAGAGGAAAAUCGAGAGAACAAAAAAAUGCCAAAAGAGAGAGGAUUUUGUAUCUAGUAAUUAAAAAUUAUCAGAGCACUGACAAAAUAACGUGUGAGAGAGCAUUACAAUUUGUCUGACAAUGUAAAGAGAAAAGUAAUGACAAGUCAUCAGUGUGUCUCGCUCUGUGCAGCUUAGGAUCGAAAAAUCAGAGCAAACAAGGGGGAAAACAUGGAAAAAAUUUUAAAUCCUAGUGUUACACAUUAGAUAAAUAAUAUGAACAUUAUUAAAUAUAUAAUGUUUUUCCCACAGUGUUCAGCCCCUGUGGGUGGAACGAUAUGUGUAAUAAAAAAAAUAUAUAUUAGCAUUUUAUCAUAAAUAUUACGAUUAAUGAAAAAAUGAGGGGGAAGUAACUGAAAAUUGAUUGAAUUGAAAAAUAUGCAAAAUGAAAUAUGAGUGAUUCGUGAAUGUAAGGACAUGUAGUUUUUAUACAGCUCUAUAAACUCAUUGGUUUUGGUUCAAAUUUAUCGUCACUUCUCGCUCUCUCGUUUAAUCAUUUUAAUAUGAAAAGAAUAAUCGAGGAAAAAUCUGUCUAGAGGAGCAAAAAUGAAGUAAUAAAUUUUGCAAUCAAUCGUUAUAUUUGUAUAGGGGUAUAUAGGGUGAAAUAAUACUCUGUACCCAGGGAAGAGGACUCUUUGUUCUCUUCCUAAUGUUUUCUUUCAUCACUCAUUCGGCUUUGGGUGUUGUAGGGGAAUGGAAUUUUGUUUUUAUUUAAAAAAUGAGAAAUAUGACGAUUGUGGGAGUGCAUCCUGUUGGAUUGACUUUUGUAACGAAAUUGCUUCAAUCAGUAAUAAAUAAAAUAAAAUUUAAUUAUA
Messenger RNA from Diachasmimorpha longicaudata, 3298 nucleotides. Its product is annotated as prostatic spermine-binding protein. The record is from RefSeq and is a predicted model, not a curated record. The transcript has 4 exons. NCBI's taxonomy places the organism in Eukaryota, Metazoa, Arthropoda, Insecta, Hymenoptera, Braconidae. Bases 122 to 832 code for a protein of 236 amino acids.